AUGGAAUUAUUUCCCCCCUUCGCCACUGUGUUGUCGGUUGCCCAUGCGCUUUUACGCUCACCGCACGCUGCCCCUACAGCGAGAGGGACAAAGAUUUAUUUUGCCACUGAUUAUCGAGUGAUCCCCAUUCACGACGUCGCCAUUCCUCUUCGUGGCGGUGCCGUGAACCCCGGAGUUUUGUUCUUUAUCCCGCUCUCUGGUGACCAUUAUGCCUUCGGGGUAACGCGCGGCGCUGUGCAUGACCAGCCAAUGGCUACAACGUUUUCAUCCGCUGUCAAGGUUAUACUCAUCGAGCCUGACUUGACUAUUAUCUGGGUCGAUGUAGGAGCGGGUGUGUUGCACAAAGUGAGGCUGGGCACCACCAAGAGUUUCCGGUCGCUCGCGAGACUGUGUUUCAGCCAGAGCGACAGCAAUGCAGACUGGCAGGACAUCAAGCCCUUCUGGCGCGGCGUCUGGGACGUCUUCGUCGCGCUGUUUGAUGCGUGGCCGGCGAUGACGAGGCCGCGCGAGGAAGAGGCCGAGGGUUUCAAAGGAGGAGAAGCCGCCUCGUCUCGCACCUCCGCACUUGCUCUCCAGGUGCAGCACCAGGGAAGCGCAGGCGCGGUCGCCCACGCAAGAACCCGCUAUCCCGCUGCCAUCCAGGCUGCCUCUGCGCCCGUCGCUCUGACUGUGCUCUUCGUCGUCCCUUGGUUAUCGCGUGCGCGCUCCUGCGUGCCCGCGGUGGCGCCAGAGACGAAUGUCGAGACCGUUUUCGUCACGAAGUCCCGUGCUCCCCAGGAUGUUACGCUCAUGAAGGGCUGCGCUGUUUACGACGGUAUCAUCUACGAUUCCACCAGCGACAUCACGUCCCCGCCGUCAGUCGCUCCGCUCGACAGCGAAGUGCUCCCGUCUGGUACCAAUGUGCUCCCUUCUGACGUGACGAAGAGGAUCAGCAGCCUCGGUCUGGUCCCUCAGGCCUCAGGUCCUGACGUGGCAAGAGACGUGCCUCCGCAACGGCGCAACCUAUUCGCCAUCGGCAGGGUCGGCACGCCCAAUCCGCCGAAGUGCCAGUUCAUCACUUACAUCCUGCGUGUGUUAUUCGUCGUCAUGGUCAGCGUCACUGGAUUCAAGUCAAUCGCCUCAGUCGACUUCGGCUCGGAGCGCGCACCGGAAGACCAUGGCAAAUUCGCUAGUUGCCAGGCUCCCUGUUACGCGGAAGGCCUCCAGUCGCUCCAGCGGACAAUCAACUCCUUCGAGCAGCUGAGCUACGACGACAAGCGCAACCUCCUCCUGAUCGUAUGCGAUGGUAUGGUCGUCGGCUCCGGUGACGACCAGCCAAGCCAAACCCCCGCGUCGUCUUGGGCGUCCUGGGCGCGCCUCCGAACGUCGACGCUGAGCCGCUCAGUUGCUGAUCUCUGCUAUGGUGCAUCACAAGAAGGCGAUCGGUGUUUGCGGAGAGACUGGGUUGCCGAACGCCAAAUAGCCCCUCGUGACUAUGAUGCAGAUCACUUCAUCUCGCAUCACAUGGCGAAGGCAGUCGGUCCCCUCUUCGGCUCCACCUCUUGUUUGCCUGGUUGGUUCGCCCUCUAUCCUCUGCGUACACCCGACACACGCAAGCCGCUGUUCAUCUAG
Fomitopsis serialis is the source of this 1611-nucleotide messenger RNA. RefSeq lists its product as uncharacterized. The record is from RefSeq and is a predicted model, not a curated record. Lineage: Eukaryota; Fungi; Basidiomycota; Agaricomycetes; Polyporales; Fomitopsidaceae. Gene Ontology annotation, cellular component: cell septum; cell periphery. Bases 1 to 1611 code for a protein of 536 amino acids. Gene Ontology annotation, molecular function: chitin synthase activity. The transcript has 10 exons.